Molecule: messenger RNA, 3497 nt
Organism: Liolophura sinensis
Lineage: Eukaryota; Metazoa; Mollusca; Polyplacophora; Chitonida; Chitonidae
Product: transmembrane protein 87A-like
Exons: 20
Coding region: 2-1858 (618 amino acids)
Biological process (GO): retrograde transport, endosome to Golgi
Cellular component (GO): Golgi apparatus; membrane
Source: RefSeq, a predicted model, not a curated record
AAUGGCUGCCGGUUCUACGAAGUGUGUGUGGCUUCUUUUGGUAUUUUUAUCGGUUACAGAGCGUGUCUAUUCUACUGAGCCAGGAAAAUGGUCAGAGUCCCUCUCUGUGACUGGAGAAGCAUCCUAUAUUGGUGUGUUCAAAACCCUGUACAAUCAGUCAGAGAUUUUUCUUAACAUCAAAUGUAGUGAGGGAAUAACAUCCAAGCUUACUGUGAAAUGGAUUUUGAGGUGGAGUCCAUGUGCUGAUGAGUACUUGGGCAUAGAUAACGGAGAGGAUCCUGAUGAUCGAAUGUGGAGGUACUAUAAUCAUCCUAAUAUCCGUCAGAUUAAAGGCUUUGACUAUGACAAAACUGAGUACAUUAGGUCGGAAGAGACGAUGGAUUGCAGUGAGCACAUUGAACUAACGCGGAAAGAUGAUGUCCAAUCAAAGAAAAUGUUAAACCCAGUGAUCAAAGAAGGAAAGAAUAGGAAAAAGCGUGAAGGCACAUUAAGGCCUCAGGCGAAAACAACGCCUGCAGGGAAUCCAACGCCUGCAGGGAAUCCAACACCUGCAGUGAAUCCAACGCCUGCAGUGAAUCCAACGCCUGCAGGGAACCCUACGCCUGCAGGGAAUCCAACGCCUGCAGGGAACCCUACGCCUGCAGGGAAUCCAUCAGCUCCAAGAAAUUCACAACGUGUGAAAAAUGUCCCAGAAAUGUCCCAGAAAAAGGGAUUGGUCUGCAGGACGUGGCAGGAAGGCGUGUUUCUCUUUGUGGUCGUGCUAUCUAUGAACGGCACUGACACUCCAAAGGAAGCUAACGUGUUCGUUGAGAUUUCCAUGAAGAAUGACAAUGGAUUUUUGUCAGCAAUGGAAUGGCCGCUUCUCAUCUUUUAUGGUGUCAUGUGCAUUGUUUAUGUGGUGCUUGGUCUGAUCUGGCUGGUUUUACUGGCAUGUAACUGGAGAGAUUUGCUCAGGGUACAGUUCUGGAUAGGUGGAGUUAUUGUUCUUGGAAUGUUGGAGAAGGCAGUAUUCUAUGCAGAUUUGCAAAGCAUAAACCAUAAGGGUGAAUCAGUUCCCGGUGCUGUUAUAUUUGCUGAGCUUGUCUCAUGUUUCAAGAGGACAGUUGCUCGUAUGUUGGUGAUUAUUGUCAGCCUGGGAUUUGGAAUUGUCAAACCCAGACUGGGACCCAUGCUGCACAAAGUCUUGGGAGUGGGCAGUCUGUAUUUUAUAUUUGCAGCAGUUGAGGGCUGCUUUAGAGCAGUUAAGUCAAAAUCUGACCAGUCCAAGAAUUUACUGCUGGCUGCUGUUCCGCUGGCCCUGGUAGAUGCCAUCAUCUGCUGGUGGAUCUUCACAAGCCUGGUGCAAACCUUGAGAACUUUGAGGCUGAGAAGAAACAUUGUCAAGUUGUCCCUCUACAGACAUUUCACCAACACCUUAGUAUUUGCUGUGCUGGCUUCAAUAGCCUUUAUGGUAUGGUCCUACACACAGCACCGUCUCAAGUUAUGCCUUACAGACUGGAAGGAGCUGUGGGUUGAUGAUGCCUACUGGCACCUGCUCUUCUCUGUGAUACUCAUUGUCAUAAUGGUUCUGUGGCGGCCAACUGCUAACAACCAGAGGUAUGCCUUCUCCCCACUGUUAGAUGCCGCUGAUGAUGAGGCAGAUGAGGAUGUCAUUAUGAAUGAUGCAUUUGAAGGUAUGAAGAUGAGAGGUACGAGGAAUGGAUCUCCACGACAGUCUGCCUCCUCUAAGGCGGAGGAUGACCUGAAAUGGGUAGAAGAAAACAUUCCCUCCACUCUGAUUGACAAAGCCAUUCCUGGAGUAAUAGAUUCUGAUGAAGAGAUUGUGACAACAAAACUAGAAAUGGCCAAGAUGGAGUAGAAGCCAUAGGGUGGGCUGUUGUGCUCAAGCCAGCCAACUCAUGUCAGCUUAUGUACAUAUCCUGCUGGGUUGGCAAAUCUGGUGGCAUGUCAUUGUGACAGUGACUAAAAACAUAUUUUCUGGCUACAAACAUUAAAAUACACAACAUCCUUGUAUUUCAUAUUCUUUGUAAUAUCUAAUAUUUACUGUCUUUGUUCUUCAGAUUUUUGAUGAACUCUCCACCUAUUUUUUCUGAUUCUGACGACUUCUGAUUUGCUAGUUUGCAGCAUUUUGAUGAACAUUCAAACUUGUGAAUCGAAGCAUUUCUUACUAUGCAUGUCAGAUUGCUCUGUGCUUAUAUUGAUCUUGCCUAGCUUCAGCUGGUUCAGAAAUAUACGGUUAGUUGUCAUACUUUUGUACAAAGAGAUAUAUUUCAGUCACUAGUGUGUUCCUGAGGACCAAUAACUAUGAAUGUGGAUGAAAAGUGUAGAAAUAAAUUGGCAUGUAUGAGUUGUGUAUUGGAAUUGUAAACUCAUUCUCCAGGUGCCAGUCUUUCGAAGAUUAAUGAUGUAAAUAAAAUUAUACUUGAACAAAAUUCUGUGAGUGGCAUGCGUAUAUAUUAUAUACUUAUGUUAGGUGCAUUUUGGAUAAUCCAUAUGCGUAUGAGAGAAACAGAAAAGCUUAAUGACAUCCAUUUUUGAGAAACUUUCUUUGUUAGAAUUUGAAGAAUGUGUAGAAAGGCCAUUCAUCAGCUUUUAAUACAUUGCAGUGUAAUAUAGAUCAUUGGUAAUCAGUUUGUUUGUCAGUUGAUAUUUUAUGCCUGUUUUGCAAGGAAAGAGCAUCUGCUUUUUUCUUUCCGGAUAUUUUUUUUGGUGUUAACUGUAUGUAAUAAUGUUAUAUUCUAAAGUUAUGUUCUCUUAACAAGGAACAUGCUGCUAGCCUUUAGCCUUCUGUUUUGAAUUUGGUUGUAAAACUAACCACAAACAUGCUUGAAUAUCAUCUUCUAAGGGUAGCUGUGUUAAACCUAAUUUGUUGAAGUUUUGAAUUAAUUUAAUCAAAGGGCAGGAGAAAACAAGAUGGUAUAUGUACUAGUACAUUUUCAACAACAUGUUCAUUUUUGGGUUUGCGCAAUAGAGUUUCAUAUUAACAUUGCUAUGAUAUAUUUUAUGUGAACAUUGCUGUGAUGUAGUUUAUGUUAACUUUUCUAUAAUGUAGGUUGUGUUAACAUUGCUAUAAUGUAGUUUAUGUUGACUUUUCUAUAAUGUAGCUUAUGUUAACAUUGCUGUAAUGUAGUUUCCAUGAAGUGAAAAUGUGAGUGUAAAACUAGCUGGGAGCUCCAUACCUGAGAUGAGUGAUGUAUCUAUGUAAAAUUUAGGUAUACAACAAGGACAUGAAACACGGAAAAACAGAUAAAAGCAGAGCAACAACUGUUUGCUGAUCAUGUUCACUGCAGUACAUACACGAUAUCGUUAAAAAUGCUCUUUAAUUGUCUGGAUACAUGCUUCUUCUUGUGUGAGUAAUUGGUCUGCAGCCAUAAUAGAUAUUUGAUAACAGAUGUAGAAAAACCUGUCCAGCUUCUCAUAGUGUGCACCUGCGACACAUAUAAUGGUCUAUCACGCUAACUAAACGUUUGUCAGUUUACUGUAGGCCUAUAUAUGUA